AUGGUCUCGCGAUCCGCCGAAGGGAACGAGGGGCAGCCUCGCCCUCUCACCCCCUCCUCGAGAACACCCGGAACCCCAAUAAAGCCGCGAUUGACCCGAGUUGGAACGAGUCCGACGAAAAGGGAGGAAAAGCCAAAGGACGACAAGGUCGUCAAGUCGUCGGCCAAAGAUGUUGCUGAGCUCAAGGACUAUCAACUGGGUGACUGCCUGGGCAAGGGAGCGUUUGGCUCCGUCUAUCGUGCGUUGAACUGGAAUACUGGAGAGACUGUCGCGGUCAAGCAAAUCAAGUUGACGGAUCUCCCAAAGAGCGAAUUGCGUGUUAUCAUGUUGGAGAUUGAUCUCUUGAAAAACCUCGACCAUCCCAACAUCGUCAAGUACCACGGAUUUGUCAAGUCUGCGGAAACCCUCAACAUCAUUCUCGAGUAUUGCGAAAAUGGCUCACUGCAUUCCAUUGCAAAGAACUUUGGACGUUUCCCUGAGAACCUCGUGGGUCUCUAUAUGUCUCAAGUCCUUCAUGGUCUUUUGUACCUGCACGAGCAGGGUGUCAUUCAUCGAGAUAUCAAAGGUGCCAAUAUCCUGACCACCAAAGAAGGACUGGUCAAAUUAGCAGAUUUUGGUGUCGCCAGCCGAACCACGGGUCUCAGUGAAUCAAGUGUGGUGGGCACGCCAUAUUGGAUGGCUCCAGAAGUGAUCGAGCUUUCCGGCGCAACAACCGCUUCUGAUAUCUGGAGCUUAGGAUGUACGGUCAUUGAGUUGCUAGAGGGAAAACCACCAUACCACAGCAUGCAGCCUAUGCCAGCUUUGUUCCGCAUUGUCAAUGAUGAUCAUCCUCCUUUCUCCCAGGGUGCUUCGCCGGCCGUGAAAGACUUUUUAAUGCAAUGUUUCCAGAAGGACCCGAACCUUCGAGUUUCAGCUCGUAAACUGCUCAAGCACCCAUGGAUCGUCAAUGCCCGAAGGACGGAAUCAGUGAUCCCCAAGAAAUCCACAGAAUACGAAGAAGCCGUCAAGAGUGUUCAGGAAUGGAACGAGGCUUUGAGGUCACCCGAGACAGGCACUUCAAAAAGAAAGCAAAAGCCUGAAAAUCCCACGAACACAGGCCUUCCAUCUACCAGAAACAACCCUCUGGUUGAUACCCUGCCGUCUCCAACUUCCAUCAAGACCACAGACCGCUUCCGAUCGCCUACCAUUCCUGGCGAGGACAAUUGGGAUGAUGACUUUGCUUCUGCAAUUUCCCCAAGCGCACUUAAAUUGCCGCAUCUUCGGCCCCAUGAUAAUUUCGGAGGCAUGCUUUCUUCCGAAAAGCUAAAGGCUUUUGCCUCCCUUGAUGGAACCAUCCUCAGAUCUGACGAAGGGUCUGAUGGCUCUGAUGAUAUCUCAGGGUUCUCGGACGAUGUGCAAACAAUCCGCCCUUACCCCUCUAAGCCAUCCGUGGCAGAGCCUUCUAAGCCUCAGAAUCAAUCACGUCCUCAGCACAAUGCCGGUUCUGCUGUCCCUGUGAUGCAACAAAACGUUCCAAUACUCACCCAAAACCCCAUGCCAAGGCGCGCCCGGCCAUCUGCUCGCCCAGCUACUCUGUUCAAAGAGAGCUCCGUGGAUGAUUAUUCUGAUCUGAUCAUGGCAAACGAGGAUGUGCUUGACCGAAAAUUAGGUGGAUAUCAGGACUUUGAAGAUGACCCGUCAUCGCCCAUCCACGAAAACAUUGGUUAUAACCCCCCAGAUGAACAAUUUGGCUAUUCUCAACCCCAACUCCGCAAACAGCUUUCUGUGAAACGCGAUCGUUCUACCAUCGAGAUCCAGAGGUUUGCAGAAAAUGAAACGGAUGAAGACUUUUCUGACAUCCUAGGGGCCGAGCAAGCCAGUGUUGAUUCCACUGAUAGCGACGAUGGCUCAGAUCAAAGUACCUUGAUGUUGAACUCAAAACUUCAUAGUAAUGCAUGGCUAGGUGAUCAAGAUGACGAAGACGAUCCUUUUGCCCAGCUGGAGGAAGGAUUCGACGAGGUCAACCUUGAAGAGAACAUUGCACGAGACAAAUACGCACGGCUCCGGAACCAAGUUGAGGGCCUUGUUGAUUCUCUCAAGACAUCUCAGGACGAGGAAGUUCUCGCCGAUAUCUCUGAACAGCUGUUCAACAUCUUUUGUGACCUUCCAGAGACUAAGAACAUCAUCAUCAGUGCACACGGAAUGCUGCCAAUUCUCGAAAUCCUUGAUACAACUCGACGACGAGACAUUGUGUUCUGUCUGCUCAGAGUUGUCAACGCAAUCAUUUACGAUGACUAUGAAGUCCAGGAAAACCUCUGCUUUGUUGGAGGCAUUCCCAUCAUUAAUGAGUUUGCGUCGAAGAAAUACCCUCGUGAAAUUCGACUAGAAGCUGCGGUUUUUGUUCAACAGAUGUAUCAAACCUCAACUCUGACUCUGCAGAUGUUUGUCAGCGCAGGAGGCCUGAAUGUCCUGGUUGAAUUCCUAGAGGAUGAUUACGAAGAUGAACGUGAGUUGGUCUUGAUUGGUGUGAAUGGCAUCUGGAGUGUUUUUGAGCUACAAGGCUCCACCCCUAAGAAUGAUUUCUGCAGAAUCCUGUCUCGCAACUCUGUCCUCGAUCCCUUGUCACUAGUCUUGAGUCGCGUUCUAGAUGAAGAUGGAGAAUUGGCAGAAAUCAUUGAGGGUCGCAUUGCCAAUAUCUUUUUCAUUUUCUCGCAGGCCGAGAACCAUGUCAAGGAGAUGGUCGCCGAACGAACAGUCUUGCAUAGAGUCUUGAAAGAACUGAGGAGAAUGAGUCUCGUCCACCAGGUCACGAUGUUGAAAUUCAUCAAGAACCUGUCCAUGCUCUCAACUACCCUUGAUUCGUUGCAGAACUCUAACGCAAUCGAUGUUCUGACUGAUAUCCUCAGAUCGAACCUGAAACGCGCACACUCCCGCGAGGUAUCGAAUCAAAUCCUCAACACUAUCUACAACAUGUGUCGUCUGAACAAAUCUCGACAAGAAGACGCGGCGCUCAAUGGCAUGGUGCCGCUGCUGCAGAAAAUUGUGAUGGAAGAACGCCCCUUGAAAGAAUUCGCACUUCCGAUCCUCUGCGAUAUGGCCCAGUCUGGAAAGGUCGGUCGUCGCGAGCUGUGGCGAAACAAGGGUCUAGGUUUCUACAUCUCUCUACUAGAGGAUCCCUAUUGGCAAGUUACUGCUUUGGAUGCUAUUCACACCUGGCUACAAGAAGAAACCGCCAAGGUCGAAGAGCAUCUUUUGGAAGGCAUAUUUGGAGACAAAACAUUCACCGACGCGGUUGUGGAAUGUCUGGAGCUUUCCAAAGCCAAUGCAUUCGAAAACACUCUCGAGCCUCUACAAAAACUUCUUAGAUUGAGCCCUCAUGUUGCAUCCACCUUCGUGCGAGCUGAUCUGUUCACGAGAUUGAGACAGAAGCUCCACCACAGCAAGGCUGCUGUUCGUCUGAACUUACUGCGAAUAAUUGCCAGCAUCUGUGACUCCCACGAAGAGGGAGGCGGCCUCCUCGCAACCUUUGGUCUUUUUGAUUCCAUUCGAAACAUGGAGAAUGACCCUGCCAUUCUUGUUCGGGAUAUGGCAGGCAAACUCGUUCGAUCCAGUGAAGCAUUUGGCAUCAAACGACGACCGACUACAGCUCGACGACAAAGCACAUCCACUCCUCCACCCAUUGUCUUCCCCGGGUCCUCUACCCCCUCCACCCCCUCAUCAAACCGCAGCGGCCAACCCAGAGGAUACCUGGAUGGUCGCGAGACACCCCGACACCCUCGUAACUCGCUCAGUGUCUCUUCCCUAGCCAUGAGACCUAGCAGUCGUGACGGAAGCAACCCAGUCCUCGGGUCUGCCGUGAACUCGAGCAACGCGGCCGCGGCCAGACCCAGGUCAGCCCGGCCCCUCUCCAGCCGAAUGUCUCACGUGGAUAUUUUGCGCGAGGAAGAUAGCAAGGCCCCGAACUCCUUGAGUCGUCGGCCGUCCAUUAUCCCUCGACGCCGCCGCCCUACCACGACAGACUCUGAAUGGGCUUAA
Messenger RNA from Penicillium salamii, 4014 nucleotides. Lineage: Eukaryota; Fungi; Ascomycota; Eurotiomycetes; Eurotiales; Aspergillaceae. The record is from the annotation of a GenBank genome assembly.